AUGUUUAUAUUAAAAAAUAUUAACAAAUUUACCAUUUUUUUAAAAAAAAAUAGUUAUCAUUUGAUAUCGUCUCAAAGAGAUCCAUUAAUUCAUGACGAUCAAGCACCAUCAAGAGUGCUUAUUCCUGUAUGUUCAAGUAAUGAAGAAAGAAUUUCGGUUGAAACAGAAAUACAUGAGCACAAAAAUAAUAUUAAUUGUGAUAUAAAGGAAAAAAAACAGAAUAAAGAUCUCAGAGAGAAUAUUGGAGAAGCUUUAAUGUAUGGCAUUUCAUAUGAUGAUACUGAUUAUGACUACAUGCAACAUCUUCGAGAAGUGAACAAGUCUCCAGGUACAAUUUUAUUGCAAGCACCAACAUAUCAAAAAUCAAAUGUUAUUCAAGAACUCCCUAAAAUCCUGUUUCCUUCAGAAGUUGAAGAAAAGAGAAACUAUCAAGACCAGCAGUCUAUUCCUGAUAGUAUAUCCGGUUUUCAACCAGACAUGGAUCCAGAACUUAGGGAAGUUCUAAAAGCUCUUGAUGAUGAUCAUUAUUUGUCGUCAGAUGAAGAUGGUGAUUUAGAUGCUUUGAUAAAUUCAGGAAAAGUAGAUGAUUUAAAUACUUUUCGAAACAUAGAUAAGGAUGAUUCGGAUUCAGAUGUUACAAUAAAAACGUCCAAAGAAGUUCCCGAUGAAAAUAGUAUUUAUGAUGAUGAUUUUUCUUCUCAAAUUUUUAAAUAUAAAAAAAACUCUCGAAAAUUAUUAUCAACAACUACUUAUAAUUCAAUGUCCAGUUCUAUACUUCCUAGAAGUGAAGCAUUAAUACUUUUAGAUGAUAGAUUUGAAAAGAUAGAAAAAGAAUAUAAUGAUGAUAAUAUAAAUAAUGAGGAUUUGGAUGAAGAAAAUAGUUCACAGAGAAUAGAUUUUGAUUCAAUAAUGGAUGAUUUUCUUGAUAAUUAUGAAAUAGUAGGCAAAAAAAUGAUGCCAAAGAUUUCUUCAAAACAAUUUAAUACAAAACAUUUAAAAAGCAUAGCAGAAUUAAAUGAAGUUCGACAACAAUUAGGAAAAACAACAAUAUAA
Messenger RNA from Pneumocystis jirovecii RU7, 1053 nucleotides. RefSeq lists its product as uncharacterized. The record is from RefSeq and is a predicted model, not a curated record. Gene Ontology annotation, cellular component: nucleus; cytosol; preribosome, small subunit precursor. The transcript has 4 exons. Bases 1 to 1053 code for a protein of 350 amino acids. Lineage: Eukaryota; Fungi; Ascomycota; Pneumocystomycetes; Pneumocystales; Pneumocystaceae. Gene Ontology annotation, biological process: ribosomal small subunit export from nucleus; ribosomal small subunit biogenesis.